AUGGAGACACAACCCUGUCUCAUGAGCUCUGAAAACAAGGACAUGGAGACACAACCCUGUCUCAUGAGCUCUGAAAACAAGGACAUGGAGACACAACCCUGUCUCAUGAGCUCUGAAAUCAAGGACAUGGAGACACAACCCUGUCUCAUGAGCUCUGAAAACAAGGACAUGGAGACACAACCCUGUCUCAUGAGCUCUGAAAACAAGGACAUAGAGACACAACCCUGUCUCAUGAGCUUUGAAAACAAGGACAUGGAGACACAACCCUGUCUCAUGAGCUCUGAAAUCAAGGACAUGGAGACACAACCCUGUCUCAUGAGCUCUGAAAACAAGGACAUGGAGACACAACCCUGUCUCAUGAGCUCUGAAAACAAGGACAUGGAGACACAACCCUGUCUCAUGAGCUCUGAAAACAUGGACAUGGAGAAACAACCCUGUCUCAUGAGCUCUGAAAACAAGGACAUGGAGACACAACCCUGUCUCAUGAGCUCUGAAAACAAGGACAUGGAGACACAACCCUGUCUCAUGAGCUCUGAAAUCAAGGACAUGGAGACACAACCCUGUCUCAUGAGCUCUGAAAACAAGGACAUGGAGACACAACCCUGUCUCAUGAGCUCUGAAAACAAGGACAUGGAGACACAACCCUGUCUCAUGAGCUCUGAAAACAAGGACAUGGAGACACAACCCUGUCUCAUGAGCUCUGAAAUCAAGGACAUGGAGACACAACCCUGUCUCAUGAGCUCUGAAAACAAGGACAUGGAGAAACAACCCUGUCUCAUGAGCUCUGAAAACAAGGACAUGGAGACACAACACUGUCUCAUGAGCUCUGAAAACAAGGACAUGGAGACACAACCCUGUCUCAUGAGCUCUGAAAUCAAGGACAUGGAGACACAACCCUGUCUCAUGAGCUCUGAAAACAAGGACAUGGAGACACAACCCUGUUUCAUGAGCUCUGAAAACAAGGACAUGGAGACACAACCCUGUCUCAUGAGCUUUGAAAACAAGGACAUGGAGACACAACCCUGUCUCAUGAGCUCUGAAAACAAGGACAUGGAGACACAACCCUGUCUCAUGAGCUCUGAAAACAAGGACAUGGAGACACAACCCUGUCUCAUGACACAACCACCAAGGACAUGGAGACACAACCCUGUCUCAUGA
This is a messenger RNA of Oncorhynchus masou masou (cherry salmon), 1158 nucleotides long. Its product is annotated as putative proline-rich protein 21. The transcript has a single exon. Bases 1 to 1158 code for a protein of 385 amino acids. NCBI's taxonomy places the organism in Eukaryota, Metazoa, Chordata, Actinopteri, Salmoniformes, Salmonidae. The record is from RefSeq and is a predicted model, not a curated record.